Messenger RNA from Colletotrichum spaethianum, 540 nucleotides. RefSeq lists its product as uncharacterized. The transcript has a single exon. Lineage: Eukaryota; Fungi; Ascomycota; Sordariomycetes; Glomerellales; Glomerellaceae. Bases 1 to 540 code for a protein of 179 amino acids. The record is from RefSeq and is a predicted model, not a curated record.
AUGCCAGAGGUCCCCUCUCUUCCAGCACACCUCCAAGCCGCGUCCACGUCCCCCUCGGACGCCGCCGCUCUAGAAGCCCUCCACCGUGACCUCCAUGAGCUCCUCUGGAAUCGCCGCAACAAGUACUACACCUGGUGGGGCGACUUCAUCGCUAAGCUCCGACGCAGACAGGCCGUCCUCGACAGCCACCGUCGCGAGCAAUCUCAAACCCGGCACACAGCCGGCACCGGGGCUGGCGCCAACGGCAGAAACACAAGGCGCAGAGUCGCCUAUCCUGUGCUCGACCAGCUGCUCCUCGGGGAGGAGCGUGUGCUGAACACGGUCCGCGGGAUCGUGCUCCGCGCCGAGGCGCUGCUGCGCAUGCGGGACCGGGAUGGGUGUGUUGUUGAUUUCGUCCUGUACGGGCUGAAGAGCCUGGAACGUGCCAUGGAAGGGGUCGAGGUCUUUUGCGAGAGGGACAAGGAGUAUGAGAGGAUGCGGGAUGGCGAGACGGGGACUUGUUGGAGGUAUUUGGAGUUAUUGGAGCUGGAUAAGGACUGA